Messenger RNA from Peniophora sp. CBMAI 1063, 693 nucleotides. Lineage: Eukaryota; Fungi; Basidiomycota; Agaricomycetes; Russulales; Peniophoraceae. The record is from the annotation of a GenBank genome assembly.
AUGUUCGCCUCUCUCUUCACGCUCGCUGCUCUCGCCGCCUCCGCCGUCGCCCAAAUCACCAUCAACACGCCCACCGGCGCAACCGGCGCAAUCCAGUGCCAGGUCUACCAAGUUACAUGGACCGGCGGUACCGGUCCCUUCGACGUGCGCCUCCUGGAUAGCUCGCAAAACCUCGUAGAGGAAAUUGCUUCCGCUGCGGCCAGUAGCCCGGUGCAGUGGACCGUCAACGAGCCCGCUGGCCAGACCUUCCUGUUCUCCAUUCACGACUCGACCGGCGUCAGCGCCGUCACCGGUAUGUUCCAGAUCCAGACGUCGUCCAACUCGGCUUGCUUGAGUGCUUCGUCGUCUGGCGCUGCUUCGACCGCCGCCAGCUCGUCGGCUUCUGGCGCCCCUACCUCGACCAACGCCUCUGGCUCCACCGUCACCGCAAGCACCAGCAGUUCAUCGGCGUCGGCAUCGGCAUCUAGUGCAGCUGUUUCGUCCUCCAGUUCUGCCUCGCGUCCUGUCAGCUCUGCGGCCGCAUCUGUCGCUCGUUCUGCGACCUCCGCCGCCGCUGCCGCCGCCUCCAGCCUUGCGAACUCCGCUACUUCCGCUGCAGCCGCCGCUGCGACCUCAAGUGCGGCGCUUAAGAGCGUCGCGCCCGCCAGCCUCUUCGGCGCCAUCAUUGCCGGUCUUUUCGCGCUUGCUGCGUAA